UUCAAAUUGAUAUUCCAUACGAAGAUAUAAAAUCAUCAGGACUCAGACUAGACUCGUCUAUAUAAUUUCGGGACCUCUCGGGCGCUUGCUAUUGUGACAUGGCAUAUUGAUAUUGAUGGCUGCCGCUUCCACUUCACCCACCCUUAUGUCUCCCCCUCCUUUUUGAACACCUUUGUCUCUACCCUCAUGACAUGUCGGGGAGUUCAAAGUCGGAAUAAUAGAGUAUAGCUUCCGGAACUGGCUGCAUAUGACCCUACUUACAUUCCCAGGUCCAAGGCAUGGAGGGUGACAUCCGAAAACUCAACAGGUUGAAAUAGCGUACACCGCCAUCUCUGUCCACUAUGGCCACUCAACCUCGCUCCUCCUUCGAAAGCACCGGCUCUUCACCCCCCCAAACCUCCAUCACCUCCAAGGACCUCCCCUACCGCUCCCUCGUCAUCGCCGACCCCGUCGCCGCCCGAUUCCUCGAAGAUGAACCCUCCACAAACGUGCUGGCCCACCGGGAGACCCUCCCCGGAUUCGAGACCUACCUGGUGGAGCAGUGGGCCUGCAAUCGCGCACGUCCAACGUACGUGAUCUCCACGUACACCGGUGACCUGUCGCAUACGACCACCGUCGCCGUGCUGAGCGCCCCGCUCGAUCAAAACGACUGGAGUCCGAAGGUGCGGGCGUAUUUCGACGCCUUGCAGCAGCACUACGCGCGGCCGCGCGAGACGGCCUUGGGGAUGCUCAUGGCGACGAACCUGUCCAGCUUUCCCAGCAGUCUGACGCUGAUCAAGGUGCCCGAGGGAAACGUCAGGAAGCACUGGGAGGACUUCGUGGUGAACGAGGACCUCAAGCGGCUGGGAUGCGCGGGACGGGCGGGGUUGACGUUGACGCAGCCAACCAGCGCCACGGUCGCCAAAUUUCAUCAGCUGUACCGCACCAGCGAGAAGGUCCCACUAUAUCAAAGCGUCAUGGACCUGGUGAAGCUCUGCCAGCUUGCAUUGGUCCUCUUCGGGAAACUGCCGCUCGACUACGGCGACGGGCUGCUCUGCGACGUGACUGAGGCGGCCAUCAAGGACUGGUGGGUCGAGUUCGGCGCUGAAUUCUUCUCCAUCGAACCGAACGACGGCAUCCUGGGUCCGACGACCGUGGCUGCGUUGGUCGGUCUGGUGAUGGGUGCGCGCAACCGGCUGCACGCGUACGGCGCGCCUGUGUCAAAGGACGUGUUCGAGGUGGAGGCCACGAAGCGGGCGAUAGCGUACUUUCAGAAGGCGUCGAGACUGCCCAAGACGCGGCGGCUGGACCGGAGGACGUUGCAGCGGUUGCACUCCGCGACGGCGAAGGCGGCGGAACAGAAGAGCGGGGAGGGAUGGACGGUGCCGCGGGCGGUGAAGAGCACGGUCGCGGAACUCAGUGGAAAGGGGGGGGAAAUGGUGAUGGAAAUGGUCGGGCGGGGAGGCGGGGAGAAAGCCGGCAUUGCGGCUGUCGAAACGGUGGACUUUGAAACCUUCAUCGAUCUCCUGGGUGGCGGCAGCGCUAAGUGGCUCUGGCAUGGGAAGGGCAAGAAAUUUCAGUCGAGCGACGUGUCUGGCAAGUAUGCGUCGGGUACCACAGGCGAGAAAGACCAUCCACUCUCGAGGAAGAUUUCGGAGGCUGGGAAAACGGAGCCGCCGACAUUGCGGAAGCAGAAUACCGUCGAGGACGGCGCAUCGGUCACGAGCGAUAUAGUACGACAAUCCUCGAUUCGGGAGCCAGAGAGUGCGAUGGACGGCGAUCGUGACCGAAAGUCCCGCAGACACGCACUACAGCGAGCGGGAAUCAAAGUCAAAGAUACGGUCAGCGGCAAACGUCACCAACCCAAGGGUUCGAAAGAUGCCAAAGACGGCACGCUAUAUCCCGAGGAGGCGGACGAUUCGAAACAAAUCCUCACUUCGAUCCCACCCAGUCCGACCGCCGUUUCGGUUGAUCAGGUUGCAAAAGAUCACACCAACUCUCCGUCGGAAUCCCAGAGUGUCCUUUCGAAGAUACCGACUUUCGCGUCAGCGAUGACAGAGACUCCGUCAGUAGCGUCACGAAACCUCUUUUCUUCGCCAACUCUACAACUGUCGGCGCCUAAUAUCGGGACCAAGACCGAACCCGUCGCUCCCACCAAUGCCACUCAACCAGAACUAGGCGCUUCUAAUGCAACCAAACCCGAACUUGGUGCCCCUAUCCACCUAGAGCCCGAGCCAAAGUCCCGAUCUCCCAUCAAGCCCCUCCUCACCGGCCCGACCUACCACGGCGUCGAUCUCAACGACCUCUUCGGCAUCGACACCAACCAAGAAAUCAGCCCCCUCCUCCGCACCACCUACAGCACCAGCAACCUCCCCACCCUCCGCGCCCUCCGCGCCCUCCCACCCAACCCGUCCAACCUCCCCGAUCCCACCCCCCCACCCCCCCACGAUGUCAAGUGGCCCCGCCACCUUUCUUUCAGCGUCGCCGAAUCCAGCAUCCUCACCUGGUCGAAACUCGACACCGGGUCCUCCUCCCCGCACCCCGGCCUCCACGCCGAAUACCACGCGCUUCUCUACGACGGCGGCACGCUGCGGCGGUUGCGCGAGCGGCUGCGCGAGCUCUCAUGUCUACAUGAAGGGAGUGUCGCGCCGCAGCUACAGCGGCUUGUGACGGUGCUGGAUACCGCGGCGGCGGACCAGGGAACCGUGGAGGGGCUGUACGAGCCGAGUCUAGAGACAUACGGGCAGGCGCGCGACGCGAUGCACGAUACGCUCGAAUCGGAGCGGGGGAAGCUGAUGGACGCGGUCCGGGAGGUGGAGGUGCUGGCGUCGCGGCUGGAGUACGAGAUGGCGGCGCUACGGAAUAAGGUGGAGGGUGUGGAGGAGGCGGUGGGGGAGUUUGGGGGGGCGGUGAGGGAGUUGGAGGAGAGGAUUGGAGGGAUUGAGGGAGAGGAUCGGAGCCAGGGGGGGUGGGGGAGUUGGGUGAUGGGGGUGUUGUUUGGGGUGGCGGGUGCGGCGAGGGUGGAGGGACAGGGGCGGGAGGAGGGGGGAUGA
This is a messenger RNA of Eremomyces bilateralis CBS 781.70, 3032 nucleotides long. RefSeq lists its product as uncharacterized. Gene Ontology annotation, cellular component: Sin3-type complex. The record is from RefSeq and is a predicted model, not a curated record. The transcript has a single exon. NCBI's taxonomy places the organism in Eukaryota, Fungi, Ascomycota, Dothideomycetes, Eremomycetales, Eremomycetaceae. Bases 342 to 3032 code for a protein of 896 amino acids.